AUGGCUCACCUGCAACACAGCCGUUCAUUCUGUUGGAACGUGUCAGUCAUGAAGCCCUGUUUAAUGACCAUUGUCAUCCUUAUGAUCCUGGCUCAAAAGAUUCCAGGUGGUCUGUUCAGAUCCCACAAAGGCAAGAGCCGAGAGUCUUGGAAUCCAUGUGAGCUUUACAAAGGCGUAUGCAGAAACACCUGUAGAGAAUAUGAAAUCCAAUACUUAACCUGCCCAAAUGAUCGAAAGUGCUGCCUGAAACUUUCUGUGAAAACAACCAGCUCUAAGAAUGUGAAGGAGAAUUACAACUCUAACUCCAACUUGUCAGUUAUGAACAGCUCAAGCUACGCUCACAUUUGA
Molecule: messenger RNA, 348 nt
Organism: Sapajus apella (tufted capuchin)
Lineage: Eukaryota; Metazoa; Chordata; Mammalia; Primates; Cebidae
Gene: DEFB116
Product: defensin beta 116
Exons: 3
Coding region: 1-348 (115 amino acids)
Biological process (GO): innate immune response
Cellular component (GO): extracellular region
Source: RefSeq, a predicted model, not a curated record